Messenger RNA from Passer domesticus (house sparrow), 5305 nucleotides. RefSeq names its product parvin gamma (gene PARVG). The transcript is spliced from 13 exons. The record is from RefSeq and is a predicted model, not a curated record. Gene Ontology annotation, molecular function: actin binding. NCBI's taxonomy places the organism in Eukaryota, Metazoa, Chordata, Aves, Passeriformes, Passeridae. Gene Ontology annotation, cellular component: actin cytoskeleton; focal adhesion; cytoplasm. Gene Ontology annotation, biological process: actin cytoskeleton organization; substrate adhesion-dependent cell spreading; establishment or maintenance of cell polarity. The coding region runs from base 2000 to 2968 and encodes 322 amino acids.
GAGCACUGAGGAUGAGCAGCUGGUUUUCCAGGGAAGGGCAGCUGUUGGCUGUCUUAGCUCAGUUUUGGAAAGAGAUGGACAGGGAGGCUUUGGAUUUGUAGGGCAGGAGUGACAUGGAGCAUUAACACAGUAGUGUGAAAUUGUGGAUCAGUUGGCCUUUGCCUUCAGGGACAGCUGGUGGGUCAGAACAAGAAACAAGAGAUGGGGCUUCAGGUGAUGUAGGGCCACACUGCACUCCUCGCUGCUGAGGGCUGAGAGAGACAGACAUGUUCAAGGGGUGAGCAGGGAGUUCAUGAGGAGUAAAUGUGUUGACAGCUCCUAGUGACCUGCUUUGCUUUAGGAAGGCUGAACUGCAGACUGUUAAUGGGGACACUGCAGGGGAAGUGUCUAUAUCCUUACACUGCUUAUAGAUUUUGGGGUUCUGUUUUUUUCUCCUAAGGUACUGAAAGGGGGGGACUGGACACCAGGCAAGUUAAUCUUACCCAGGGUAGCAAUUUUAACUCUGACUGUCACACAGGACUGAGGCCCUAAAGGGUAUUAUGCUACCUUAUUACAAAUUCUGAAUUCCAGGCCUUUCCUUACAGGUUUCCAGUUUUUAGAGUGGCUUCUGAUGUUCAGGAUCUUUGGCCAAAAAGGGCCCAGGGGUGUGGCAGGCAGCACACACCACUUUGAUAGUUGAAGGAAGUAGAAGGUACACAAAUGGAAUAUUGCAAAGCUGAGUGAGAGUAAGUUGUGGUUUACACAGACCAUUUCUGUUAUAAGCUGGACAUCCCCAAGGCAUCACUGCUGCCAGAAACCUAAUUUAAAAAGAAGUUGUCCUUCGGGUUGCUCUCUGUUAAUUAACUUCUCUCAGUUAAAUUCAUCUGGGCAGUCUUAUCUCACACAGUUCAGUUGUUCCUCAGGCACAACAUCAUUCAAUUUCUCCCAUCUUUUUUUUAACAAGCACCUUUUUACAGAUAGCAUUCAGUUUUGCUGCCACCAUAAUGAAAUGAAUUCUCUUGUGACCCUUUCUCCUAGUGCCCUGCUGGCAAUUUUGUACCAAUUUGUUUUGUCAGAUUGAUGUGUAAAAGCAUCCAUUGCUAUUUUCUAUGGAUAUUCUCUCAGCUUUGGCAAAAUCUGUGUUAAAACACAUGUUCAUCAUGUACUGACCAAAGCCUGUAAGAAAUAUGUGAAAGCCUUCAGAGCAGCACUGUGCUGUUUGGUGUAUAAAGCUAUCAAGCAGGGGAAUGUCACUUUGGAGAUGUUCUGUGCCACAGCAUUUUCAGCAGGUACCUUGUUCUGGAUGGUGGGAGAACCUUACUUCAGGCACCUGCAGCACCAGCCAGGGCUGUCUCGGGUAACAGAAUGGAGGUAACUCCAUUCUUAAAACUAGGAUUAGUCACUCAUUUAAAUGCUCUGGAUUGUUUUUAAAAGUGCCAUUCCCACUCAUUUCACAGGAAGAGUUAAGAAACAGGGCUCUCAAUGUGGGCACCCCAGGUAAGGAAUGGAAGAACUCUCCUGCAAGAAUCUCUGAAGCAUGUAAUUUUCUGUUAGAAAAAAGCACAAAACCAGUCAGCAUCUCCUCUCCUGCAGUGGCCCAGCAGCAAAAGUCUGGUCAUGACAUCUGCUCUGCUCUGACUUCCAGAGAUUUUUGGACUGUUGGGAAGGAUGAGUUCACUUACUCGUGCUGGAACCAUAGUCUGUUCUAAGUGUCCAGAGCCCUCAUUCUCCUGUAAUUUAUUGCACCUCUGCAGGCCACAGUAUGGUUGCAGUUUGUAGUUCUGAUUUCUGGCACUUAAAUCAGUGUGCAUUUAGUUUAUGAUGAAGAACCAUUUUGCUUCUUGCAUGUCUGGAAGGCUGGGCCCAGAGAGCAGUGGGGAAUGGAGUCAAAUCCAGAUGGUGACCAGUCCCAAGGAGUCCCCACGGUUCAGCACUGGGGCUAGUCCUGUUUAAUGUCUUCAUUGAUGAUCUGGACAAGGGAAUCGAGGCCACACCCAUUUACUAGGAGUGAUUAAAGACAAUGGAUCCAGACUUUUUAAAUGCAUUUACACAGCCUUCUACACUCGAUCGAUUCCUAGCUGAGGAUGUCAUCGCUAAAGGGGAGAAGAGGAAACUCAUAAAACCGACCCCAGGCAAAAACCCCAAACUGGAAGAAUUGAAACUGUUCUUGACUGAGUGGAUCAACAGAACUCUGAAAGAGGAACACAUAGUAGUUAAAAGUCUGGAGGAAGACCUGUAUGAUGGGCUGGUACUUCAUCAUCUCCUGGAAAACGUAGGAUCUCUCAAGCUGGAUGUUGAGAAGAUUGCAUUAACAGAAAAAAAACAGCGACAGAAACUCUCUGUGAUUCUGGAAGUUGUGGCCAAGUGUUUGCAACUGGAAGAAAGUCAGCUGAAAUGGAGUGUGGAAUCUAUCUUGGCAAAAGACUUACUGAGCACACUGCAUCUUCUGGUUGCAAUAGCAAAGCACUUUGAACCCACCCUGGCUCUGCCUCCAAAUGUUCAAGUGGAGACAAUCACCAUCGAGACUACCUCCAGAGGAUUAAAGACCUCAAAUGCGGUGGAAUAUAUCACAGAAAACAAAGAGAAUAUAGAAGCACAGUCAAAAGAUGAUGUCUUUGAUGAAUUAUUUAGCUGUGCUUCAGAUAAACAGCAUGCUGCAAAAAAGGCACUUCUGCAAUUUGUUGACCAGCAUGUUGGAAAAUUAGGAUUAAAUGUCAAAGACAUCGAAUCUCAGUUUUCAGAUGGGGUUAUCUUACUUCUCCUAAUUGGACAACUAGAGGGUUACUUCCUGAAUUUAAGGAAUUUCUUCCUGACUCCAGCCAGCACCAUGGAAAUGCUGCACAAUGUUAACCUGGCACUGGAGCUGCUAGCAGAGGGAGGCCUUCUGAAUUUUCCUGUGAAUUCUGAAGAUAUUGUGAACGGAGAUACGAAGGCUAUAAUGCGAGUUCUGUAUUGCUUGUAUUCCAAAUACAGAACCAAAGAAGCAUGAAGAACAAGGCCAAGAGCAUGAGCUGCCAUGGUGUGGUUUUUGGAUUCCAAGCUCUAUUUGCCACUGCUUCUGGGCAUGCACUGGCAUUUGACACUCGCUGUGUUAACACUGUAUAGCAAAUAUAUUGUUCAUGCAAGGUUUCACAUACACAGCCUGAGCAAGUGUAAAUGUGUGUCCACAGCCGAUGAAAUUCUAGGGCUGUAGCUCUUCUUCCAGAUCCUGCCUUCUGUAUUCUCUGAACUCCACCAAUGCUGCAAAGAAAUUAAAUGUGUGUUUAUUCUGGGCCCUGUAUUCUUUGCUCCUGAAGGUGACUUUGAAAGUUGUUGCAUCCUCUCCAUUUUCCUGCUUCUGGAAGUCAUUUGGAGAACUAGAGAGGAGAAAGACCCACCAGAGUGGGAGGGCUGAGACACACCUGAAGUUCAAAACCUGCUUUAGGGAGGUGGCCAGUGCUGUCAGACAAGAGGAAUGAACUGGAUGACAAAUGAAUAGGUAGCAAAAAUGAAAUAUGAACUUAGCAAGUGUUCUAUAAACUUGUGAACUUACCAAGUGUUCUAUAAAAGUGCUCAUUUGCUUGAAAAUGGAAAAGGCACUCAGCACAAUAUGCUGGUGUGAGACUGGGCAGGAACAGGGGGUUCUCCUGCACAGCUUUAGAAGGAUGCCCCUAUUUCCUUGCUAAGCCAGUGCCAAACCAUGUCCAGAUCCAGUUGAAGCCCUGACACCAACUCUGGCUAGCAGGGAUGCCAGUCCUUGUCCUGCAUGUUGUGAGAGGGAGUCACACAUCUGCACUUUGUCUGCAGUAAGAGGUGGGCAGAUGCUGGCUCUGCAGCUGGUGGAGCUAGAGGCCACUACGGGUGGGAGCAGUGAAUUCAGCUUCCCAGCACCUCUGACAGCUGAGUCAUCUCAAACUCCUCAGGCGCUCCUAGGUGAAUUUGCCCAGCCUCCAUCCCCAGCCUCCCAGCAGUUUCCUCUGGGUACAUCAAGGUAGCCAUGAUUUAUUAAUGAUCACCCUCGGUCUUUCCUGGGAGAUUUAAAUCAGAACUCCUUUCAAAACCUCCAUCUACUCUCUUGACCUUAAAUUUAUAUCAUGUUGCAUAAAACUAGAGAUAUAAUUAGGAAAAAAAAAAGCAUCAGUAUUUUUUUUUUGCUUCCAUCUAAACUGAAUAAAUUUCCUGCCAUGGCUAACUCUGAUGUUUGGUCUCUGGUCUGAACCUCUAUCUGUGUGUUAAUGGGAAACCAGAGCUUGCUGGGUGUGUUGACAUUUACAGAGGAGAAUUUGUUGUAUCUACAUCUGCAUCAUGCAGCCCAGGGAAGAUCCUUAAAUAGCAAUGCUGGUAAGUUUUGAAAAUGGUAACACUGCACAGCUGCUGGGGGACAGAGCUGUGCAAACUGCCCCCAGACCAAUCCCUUCUGCACCAAGAAUUAGCUUGUGACAUUUUUACAGAGAAAAAUACAAUCUUUGGUGCCAAUGAGCUACCAAGAUCACUUGAUUCUCCAGCAAAUAUUAGUUGUGUGUGCUGAUCUGGACAACUUAAGUAAAGAAUACUUGGUUCUUUCAUUUCCAAGUCCCCAUAGGCAUCUUGCUUGAUUCCUUAAUGGGCUUCCAAGAAUCAAGUGGGAGACCUGAGAUGUUCAUUCUUCCUUUGCAAAAUUUUGUAGCACUGCACACAGAAUAUGCAUUUAUUGUAAAAUGAAUUGCUGUUGAGCAGAUAAACCCAGGAUGUGGCUUGUGGAAAGCAGGGAUGAGGGGGCAGGAGGGCCUGGGCAGUGAUUAGGUAGCAGUGAAGCCUUUUCUUCCUGGGAAGCUGUCCUGAACCUCUUGCCCUCUGCUGGUGAUCAGAAUUCAGUUCCAGUGUGUGACUCCAGGCAUAUGACCUGGGUUAGGAAAAAGCCACCAGUGCUAGGAGGAUUAGCUAGUGCUGCUCUAGUUAGAUGGCUAUUUCUGCUCAAGGAAACUGCUGGAUUUUAAUCAUUGUGCUCUGAGUUUUGUGUUCCACUCCUCUGACAUAAAUAAAUCCAGUGCUUGUACUUCCAACGGGGGAAGUCUAGAUCUUGAUAUUUAAUAAAAGAAAGGGUCAUAUUCCCUUUCCAACACCAGCUUGCCUACACCUGUUAUAAACAAGUCAUUCUUUUGAAAACAUACAGAGGAGAAAAGAUGGUUAAUGUACUUGAAUAAAAAACAUGCUGAGACCAAAAAUUAAUGUUUUAAUCUGCUUUUUAUGCUGAGAGCAAAUAUAUAAUACAUUUCAUGUGUCUGAUGUCUUUGAUAAAGGCUCUGUGUUUGAUUCCUAAAACAUGCUGUGGAAUUUUACUAAUCCAUCAUACAGACACCCACUCCAU